This is a messenger RNA of Ziziphus jujuba (common jujube), 2402 nucleotides long. RefSeq names its product protein REDUCED WALL ACETYLATION 3. Gene Ontology annotation, molecular function: acetyltransferase activity. Lineage: Eukaryota; Viridiplantae; Streptophyta; Magnoliopsida; Rosales; Rhamnaceae. The record is from RefSeq and is a predicted model, not a curated record. Gene Ontology annotation, biological process: plant-type secondary cell wall biogenesis; xylan biosynthetic process; xyloglucan metabolic process. The transcript is spliced from 17 exons. Bases 384 to 2015 code for a protein of 543 amino acids. Gene Ontology annotation, cellular component: Golgi apparatus.
UGUGUAGUCGGAAAACAAAAGCGCAACAAACAAGCAAAAAGAAAGCAAAGGAAGCAAUAAACAAAGAAGGAAAGAAAUUAAGAAAGAUUAACAUUUUACAACAACAAAUCAUAGUCCAACCGCUCAGCAAACAGAGAGAGUGAGAGGGACGUACCUUCCGACAUUUUCUCUAUUCUUUAAGCAAACGCAUUAAACCACCUUCUCCUCCUUCUUCUUCAUCUUCUUCAAUCUCUCUCUCUCUCUCUCUCUCUCUCUCUCUGUCCUCGAUCUCUGGCUAGGGUUUCCUUCUCUACUUCCUCUUCUUCUGAUGAUAUUUAUGUCAAUGUCCUUUGGAUUUACUGUAUAACGGUUCACAGCUUUGAGGCAGUUUCGCGGGAUCGAAAAUGGUGGAUUCUGGGCCGAUUUCGCCUGGUCAGGUGUCAUUUUUGCUUGGAAUCAUCCCAAUUUUUGUCGCAUGGAUUUAUUCGGAGUACUUGGAAUAUAAGAAAUCUUCAUCUCCUCCCAAAGUUCAUUCAGAUAUUAAUCUGGUUGAAUUGGGGGAGGAGACAAUCAAGGACGAUGAUCGUGCUGUUUUGAUUGAAGGAGGUCUCACAAGAUCAGCAUCUGCAAAGUUUCAUAGUUCGUCCAUUAAAGCAAAUUUAAUUAGGUUUCUGACUUUGGAGGACUCUUUCUUACUAGAAAAUCGAGCAACUCUUAGAGCAAUGUCUGAGUUUGGGGCAAUUAUGUUUUACUUCUAUAUAAGUGACCGCACAACUAUACUGGGACAAUCUACAAAGAACUACAAUCGUGACCUUUUCAUCUUUCUCUACCUUCUUCUCAUCAUAGUUUCAGCAAUGACUUCUUUGAAGAAACAUGCUGAUAGAUCAACAUUCACUGGAAAAUCCAUCCUUUAUCUUAAUCGCCAUCAGACGGAGGAAUGGAAGGGAUGGAUGCAGGUGCUAUUUUUAAUGUACCACUACUUUGCUGCAACUGAGAUAUACAAUGCAAUACGAGUCUUCAUUGCUGCAUAUGUUUGGAUGACUGGAUUUGGAAACUUUUCCUAUUAUUACAUUAAAAAAGAUUUUAGCCUUGCACGCUUUGCUCAGAUGAUGUGGCGGCUAAAUUUCUUUGUAGCACUCUGCUGUAUUGUUCUUAACAAUGACUAUAUGUUGUACUAUAUAUGUCCAAUGCACACGCUGUUUACUUUGAUGGUGUAUGGAGCCCUUGGUAUAUUUAACAAGUAUAAUGAGAUCAGCUCGGUGAUGGCUGUGAAGAUUAUUGCAUGCUUUCUUGUGGUUAUCUUGGUUUGGGAAAUUCCUGGAGUCUUUGAUAUAGUCUGGCGGCCCUUGACAUUGUUUUUAGGGUAUACUGAUCCAGCAAAGCCUGACCUGCCUCGACUUCAUGAGUGGCAUUUCAGAUCUGGACUCGAUCGCUAUAUAUGGAUCGUAGGAAUGAUAUAUGCCUAUUUCCAUCCUAAUGUUGAGAAGUGGAUGGAGAAAUUGGAGGAAUCUGAAGCCAAAAGGAGAGUUUCAAUCAAAACAGCCAUAUUUUCUGUUUCCUUAUUUGUUGGUUAUAUGUGGUACGAGUAUAUUUACAAGCUGGACAAGGUUACAUAUAACAAGUUCCAUCCUUACACAUCAUGGAUUCCCAUAACUGUUUAUAUAAGCUUGCGGAAUUUUACUCAGCAGUUUCGGAGCUUCUCUAUAACUCUCUUCGCGUGGCUUGGCAAGAUUACUUUGGAGACCUAUAUUUCACAGUUCCAUAUUUGGUUGAGAUCUAACAUACCAAAUGGACAGCCAAAAUGGCUUCUUUCUUUCAUUCCAGAAUAUCCGAUGCUCAACUUCAUGCUCACAACUGCCAUUUAUGUUUUAGUAUCUCAUCGGCUUUUUGAGUUAACCAAUACACUUAAAUCAGUCUUCAUACCUGUAAAAGACAAUCAAAAACUGCUGUACAAUUUCCUUGCUGGGGUUGCAAUUUUUACCUGUUUGUAUUGCUUUUCUUUCAUUCUUCUUCAGAUCCCUCAUUCAACGGCCUGAGAAAGCAGGAUCCCGAGUACAAUUAAAAUAGAGAUAUAACUCUGUUGGAUGUGCAAAUAUAGAAAGAAUAAAAUAAGGUGCACUUGGAAAAAGUUGCUUGCAGGUCUACCUUAUGAAGAUAGUGUUUCCAACAGUUUUUGAAGAGAAAGGACUUCAUUUCUGAGAGGAAGCUGAAGAUGGAUCUUGGAUUUGCCUUGGGAAGUUUGCAAGGACCGGGAAAGAUAGGGAGGAAAUUUUUGUAAUAUUGCGCCCGUUGCUAUAUAUUUUUGGCUUACCAUUUUUUUACUCAAUCAUUUAAGCAAAUGUAUAAGUUUCUGUGAUAUAGAGUUGUUAUCUGCAACAAUCAAAUUCAAUAUUCAUAACUAAUGCAAUUUGUUUAUUGUCAAA